UCUCCCGUAAAAUUUUGCAAUCGAAACACGAAAAAAAAAACAAUAAUAAUCGGCACACACAGUACAAACCCCUCGCGCAACAUACAUACCCAACAUAUGUAUCCCCGGACUAAUCAGCAUGCGAACGAAUGACACAAUAACGUAACUGAAAGUACAAAUAUCGCAUAUCAACGAAUGAUUUUUUUCGUGGGUUGUGUUACCGUUGAGUGAAUCCACUGAAAUAAAAAAAAACAAAGACAAAAGCAAAAACUGCUUCGUCAAACAAUAAGUCGAACGCCCGACAAUUAAUCCCUCGAUAAUUAAUGAAGAAUUAAUUAGUGCUGUUUUAAGCUAAUAGUGCCGAGUGAACUCGCGAUGUAUAGGAAGUGUCACAUGGUCACGCCUCUGUUUACGCAUUAACCCCCAAUUGUUUGUUUUGAUUACGACGAAAACACCCAGUGGUUUUUGAUAAAAUAAUUGCAAUGGAUCAAGUGGACGGGGAUUACUUGGGCUCCUACAGGAGAUUUCUCGUGGACUUCGUCGAGAGCAUGGACCCCGACGAUCAACUCCCGGUCAAAAUGACGGGCUACGACGUCAGGGAGGCUGAACUCGUCGGUGAAGUCAUCGACAUGACGCUUCAGUAUUUGAAUCAAAAAUAUUGUCCACCAAGUCUCCAAUCGCACAUAGUUCACCUCGUCAUCGAGGAGAUAAAAACAAUGUGCAGAAAGCAGCCGGAGGCCUGCGGUCUGAGGCCACAAGAAAAGACAUACGCACCACUGAAGCUGAUGCAGGCUGUAACAGGCAAAGUGAACGAAAUAUGUCAACGUUACUUGGAGAACAGCAGACUAGCCUUGCUGCCACCACCACCAUCGACUCCUCUACCUCUAACCACAGUCUACGCCAUAAAAAAUACCCGACGAAAGAUGGAAGAUCGUCACGUCGUAUUGCACGAUCUAAACACCAUUUUCAAUAUACAAGACGAAUCAACAGCGAGUUAUUACGCUGUGUUCGAUGGGCAUUUGGGCCCGGAAGCUGCUGUCUACUGUACAGCACAUUUACAUCAGUAUUUAGCCGAGAGUGUUCAUUAUCCAACUGAUCCAGAGCGUGCAUUGCGCGAUGCCUUCGUUACAACUGAUGCACAUUUUGUACAGAAAUCCCAGGAUCUGAUGAUCAACAGUGGUGCCACAGCUCUCUGUGCACUGAUCAUCAAUAGAAAAUUGUACGUUGCUUGGGCUGGUGACUCUCAGGCUGCACUUGCGAAACGGGGGAAUGUCACUCAGCUUGUUAAUCCGCACAGGCCAGACAGGACUGACGAGAAGGACAGAGUUAUAAGGAUGGGCGGAAGUGUGAUGUACUACGGGAUGUGGCGGGUGGACGGAAAUCUUGCUGUAUCACGAGCAAUAGGUGACGCACAGUACAAGCCUUAUGUCACCGGGGAUCCGGAAAUACGUUGUGUUAUGCUCGAUGGUAGCGAGGAUUUUCUGGUGAUAGCGUGUGAUGGAUUGUGGGACUAUAUUGAUGAGACAACAGCUGCUGGAAUUGUUUACCAACAAAUUUGUCACGAUCCACAAAAUCUUCAAGCAGUGAGUCAACGAUUGGUCGAAUACUCGAAGAACAAGGGCUCCUCCGACAACAUAACAGUGAUAGUAGUGUUUCUAACGCCCCCCAAUCAAAUAGCAACACGAUUUACUCACAAUCAUCCGCUGAUUGCGGAUGUUGAGUUGAAUAAUAUGGAGCCGGACAACAGGUACUUCUCAUCGGCAACCGGCCAGUAUGAAGUCAAUGCUGGUAUCAAUGCGCCUUUUGGAAAGGGAAUGAGAAAUCAGAAUAAUGGAGGGGGAUUCGAUGAGGAUGAGUUCCCCUACAGCAAAUCUUCCAAUGGGAGGCAUGAGAAUGGGGCUGUGGACUACGACGAGGAGGAGGACGAAGGCGAGGAGGAUGAUGACGAUGAUCUUGGCCCGGAGAGCAAUGUCGACGCUGUGGACGAGGCUGGAGAGGUGUGCACACUCGCCAAUGUCUCGAGGGAACUCUUUCCGGAUGAAUCGCCUAAGGAGGAAGUGCUGGGGGAUGGAGUGGAGGAUACGGGAGUCAGACAUUCAGGCUCCAAGAAAAAUGUACACGAUCCGGAGAAUGUAGGUGACAGUGAGGACUCUGACGACGAGUGGAAUUACUACAGGGUCGAUUCGGAUAAGGUGAAAAAUCAGGGGAUUGAGGUGGCUGAGAGGUGUGAGGACGAGCAACUACUGGGGACUGGGGAUUCUGAGAUUCAGAAGGGUCCUGAGGCUGUGGAGAUUGGGGAGAGUGAGAAGGAGAGGGAGAACGAGGUCGAGGAGAAAGAGACGGUUUCCAGUGAUAGUGAGAGAGAGGCUCGACAGCAGCUCACUGACCCAGAGAUUCGAGAGCAACCCCCAGCGAUAAACCUCCCCCCCUCCCCGGAGCCAUCAGAACUCCACCAAUUAUCCCCCGAAGAAAUGGACUUCCAGUUAAACCCCAACGCCGCAGAAUUCAUCCCAGUGUCGCCAGCCCCAACACUUCCCACUCGCAUACUGGACCUACCAAUUUCCGGUUCACCCCUGAAACAGACCCCAAUGAUGGACGACAUCCGAGUGCCCAGUCCCAGCGAAUUUCAGGAGGAGGUGAGCCACCGUCCGAGUGAAAUAGAGGGAAAAAUUGUCUCCCCCCAGAAUGGUGAUCCCCUAGACGAGAAGAUGGAUCAGGAGAAGGUGAAGCCAAUUUUCUGUCUCGACGAGUCCGAAGUCUCCUCGACAAAGGCUGAAUUUGGUGAUGAGUCAACAGCGAGUUUUUUGACAAAUCCAGACUACCACAGGAAUCCUGGACUCGAUGGAUCAUUCACCAGUUCAUGUUCAGCCUUCGAAAAUGAUCCGAUGAUCAUGUCAUUUGGUCCUGGUGACUUCAAUCCACUGAACAGUAAUCCAGUGGAUCUCAAUGCUGUACAUGAUCUGACAGAUGCCGAUCUACUGGCUGAUGGCAAUAGCACAGGGCUUCAGGACGAGGAACGAGACAAUGAUGUCCAUCCUGAACUGGCUGAUCUCAUCUCACCUGACUCGGAUCAGCCAAAACCAUCAGAUGCCUUCCCUGAUCACCAGAUGAACGAUAUGUUCGGGAAUAUGACCCUGGAGCAGCAGAUGGAGGAGAGGAUUGAGCAAGAGGUAGAGGCUAUGAACCUGAAGAACACGAAUCAAGAGGAAUUGGCUUGUCCAUCGAAUGGAGGAGAAUUGCCACUAGUUUACGAAGAACAAAGUAUUGAGACUAAAGUCGAGAGUCCAGAGUCAAUUGAACCUGAGGGGCUCCUGGAAUUGAGGGAGAGCCCCCUGGAAGUGAGGGACAGCCCCCUGGAGGUGAGGGAGAGUCCCCUAGAGGUGAGGGAGAGCCCCUUGGAGGUGGAGAGUCCGCUGGGGGUGACGGAAAGCCCCCUGGAGGUUCCUGAGACCUUUGACCUCAUGUCCUGCGACCCCCCAAGCCAGAAUCCCUUCGUCUCCUCAUCAACCGAAGAAACGCAUCAGGAUUUAAUCACCUGUAGUUUGCCUAAAGAACCAGAGAUUUCAAGUCCAAAGCAAGAAACAAUGGAUGUGGAUCCCCUAGCUGGAGCAACAUCCCCAGUAUCAGACGCACCUGAUGAUCAUUUAAUCCAUCAUGAGGACUUAAUCAGCACAACUGAGGACAAAUCAUCACCUCCAGAGGAGCCAGUAGCUAUAAAAUUAUCCGAAUCCCUCCAAGAAUUCACUGGCCUCGAGGAGCAAUUCAAUCCACUGGAGAAAGAUUCAGGUGUUGAGACCCCAGUUGCCGAGGAUUUGAGGGCUGUUACUGAUGUGAUUGCCUCCAGUCCUGAAUCCAUUGUCCAACAGUCUGAUAAACCUCAGAUUGAAGUCAGUGCUGAACCACUUGAGCCUAAACAGGAACAAGUUUCAGUUGCUGAGAUUGAACCACCAGUUACAGAGGCUCCAGUGACUCCAGUGACUCCAGUGAUAGCUCCAGCUGCACCUGAAAAAGAACCUGAGAAAGAUAAAACCCCAGCCAAGCCUAAAACCUCAGCAACAACGAAAGCCCUAUCAAAGCCCCCAACGAAAACGGUAAAAUCAGAUGUAAAAUCCGCUCCAAAAGCCUUACCAACAUCUCCAAACAAGCUCUCCCCACGUCCAUCAGCUCCAGCAACGAAAAAAACAUCUCCACGUCCAGCAACAAAGCCCCCAACAUCAGCAGCAACAGUUCCAAAACCAUCGAAACCACCAGCAAAAGCACCAACUCCAAGAAUCGCUCCAAUCCCACCAAAACCAAAAUCAACGACUGGUGCUUCUAGACUCACAGCAACAAAGACAUCAGUCACUGAUAAAAAACCUCCAGGGGUUGUUAAUGGAGACGUGAAGACAGCUAAACCCAAGAUGGCCAGCAGUAAACCACCUGUUAAACCGUCUGUUGGGGCCACUAGACCCACGACAGCUCCUCCAAAACCUAAAGUACCUUUGACGUCUGUCAAAACGUCGACUGGAGCUGCUACUGGAGCUGGAGUGGCCGCUAAACCCCAGAGGCCCAAGACAGCACCUUCCACCAGCACUACAGGGACAUUAACGAGUAAAACUAGAAUUUCAGUUGCUGCUAAACCCCCAGUUAUCGAUAAACAGAUCAAGGAAACUGCGAAUAAACAGAUAUCCUCCAGUCGUAUCUCCAUCACUGCCUCCAGUGUUAAGAAGACGACCACUAUAUCGGCUGCUGCCUCUGCCAGACGUGUCACUACGACAACAGUUGCUGGUGCCGGGGCCAAGAAACCUGGGGCCACCAGGACCAGUGGAAAACCAACUGCUACUGCUGUCAAUGGAAAGACUGCCUCCAGGACACCUGUCAAGGCUAAAUUGCAGAAUGGGGUUUGUGAUGUCAAGAAGGUCGAGGAGGAGGUGAAGAUCGAGGAAGACGUGCCACAGAAGGAUGUCUCGCCUGUUGAAGUGUCCAACGACAAUCAGCUCAUCAUCACUGCGGAAUAGUUGGGAAUAAGGAGGAAUGCUUUUGAUGUUUUUUAUUUGUGAGAGGUUGGAGGUUUGUUUCGUCUUGGGCUUGGGUGAGGACCUGGGGGAUUUUUUGGCGAUUCUGGAGGGCCUCGGGGGAAGUGGUGGACUGAGGGGGGCUUGAUGGGGUUUUAGGGGAUGGAAAUGGGGAGGGGCUUUUUGGAGAUUACAUUUUUGGGGGAGUGGAAGGCUGAUGAAUUGGAAAGCUAUGCGCGGAAUUUAGGGGGAAGUUGGGGUGAGAAAAUUGGGAGGAAGAGUUUUGAGAGCUUUUGGGGACUGUAGAGUCGUCUUGGGAAUUCCAAUUCUUGGGUUUUAGAAAAAUGUGAAAGUUUUUUUUGAUUAUUUUGGGGAUCAUGUCGAUUGAUAUUUUCGGUUGAAUUAUUCGUUUUAAAGAUGAAGUUAUGAAUUUUUGUGAAUUGUAAAAUAAAUCGGAAUUUAUUUUUGAAUUGUCGUGGAGAGAUUAUGAGGGAAGGGAGGAUUUUCUGAAGGUUGUGGAUUCAGCUUGACAGCUGGUGAUUUGUGGAUAAUGUCGAGAGAUUUUUUUUUGUAAAGGAUUCGGUGGUUAUUGUGUGGAAAAUUGUCCUGAUAUUUUUAUGUGGAAUGAUUUGUUUUAGAAAUGAAGUCACGAAUUUUCAUGAAUUGAAAAAUAAAACGGAAUUUAUUGGAGAAUUUUCUUGCGGAAGUUAUGAAGGAAUUUCAGGGUUUUUGAGGGUUGACGAUUUAUCUGGGGGAUGAGUGAUUUUACGGGUAAUUUUCAGAAUUUUUUGUAGAUAAUUUAUUGACUAUUAUUCAGAACAUUUCUCUUUAUGUUUUCAUCUAGAAACAUUGCAGACGAUUACAAAGUAAAUCUGGAAAUUCAUUCUGAAUUUAUCUACAGAAUUGCAGAGAAUUUUGUGAUUAUUAUUUUCCAAAUGUCCCUCGAUAUUUCCAUACAGAGUGACUCUUUUUAGAGAUCAAUUGACUAUCAACAAAAGUAUUGGAACAUGAAGUGUCACAUUUUCCCUUUUUCUAAUUCCGUGAUUACCUCAAGAAAAGGUGAUUUUAGAGAAAAAAGUCGAGAAAUAUUUUUUCUCGAGAAUUAAAUUUCCUUCAAAAAUGGUUUCUCAACAUUUUCUCUAAAUCCACUCACAAUUAAAAUAACUCAACAAUCACCAAAAAUUCUUCAAUCAAAUUUUCCAAUUCCCCUUCACAAUCGUCUAAUAAUCUCAAAAACUUUCUUUUCAAAUUUCCUGAGAAAAAAAGUCUUCAACAAUUCUAAAACUAAUCACAUGAAAAAAUGAUCAAUUCGAUCGCGUUCCACCAGCUCCUCCAGGGUCCCCCCACCACAUAUUUUUCAAUUGACUGCGUCGAUUUUUCAUUUCUUAAUAUCUCCAUAUAACGAGAGAACCAGGAGAGCUUAGGAAUUUUAUACUCGAACAACGCUUGCAAAUUUUGCUCUGUUAUUGUGUAAAUAAUCAAAAUGCCUUUUCGUCAUUAUCGAUAAAAGCAUAAAUAUUAAUUGUAGUACAUUUUUUACAUGAAUGCCGCGAAAAAAAACAUUUUCUUGACGAAUAAAUCGAAUCAAUAUCAUGGUGCUCGCUAGCGUGGGCUGACGAAUAAACUGCUGUUUUCCUUUUCUUUUUUAAAAUUUCAUUAACGACUCGUUCAAUUCAUUACUCUAAAACGUUUUAAUUUUCCUUUUUUAUGGCUUUGUAAUGAUAGACCCAGAUGUAUGAUGGAUGACAUCACACAGGUAUCACCAGUGACAGAAGAGAAAAAAAAAUGAAAGUACGAAAAAAAAAAUAUUGAUAAAAACCUCUGACAAAGGCGAUGAGAUCAUAGUUAUCAUAUUAUCCCUUACCUUAUGCAUUUGUUUUCUUAAUUACUGAUAUCAUCAUGUGCAUUACAUACUCGAUAAUUAAUCAUGUCCGAUUUUUGUCCUCUGCUGUUGAAAGAGCGAGAGAAAAAGGGGUGGGAGUCGAGGUUUAAUGGUAAUGAGAAAAAAAGAGAACGAAAAAUUCAUUAUUUAUUUGUGCGUUCCUAUUAUUGGACAAGUGCAUUCGAGAAAUUGACAGAAUUUAAUUGAA
This is a messenger RNA of Diachasma alloeum, 7063 nucleotides long. RefSeq names its product titin. Gene Ontology annotation, biological process: negative regulation of protein kinase activity; protein dephosphorylation. Gene Ontology annotation, molecular function: protein serine/threonine phosphatase activity. NCBI's taxonomy places the organism in Eukaryota, Metazoa, Arthropoda, Insecta, Hymenoptera, Braconidae. Bases 462 to 4976 code for a protein of 1504 amino acids. The transcript is spliced from 9 exons. The record is from RefSeq and is a predicted model, not a curated record.